Hipposideros armiger (great roundleaf bat) is the source of this 1034-nucleotide messenger RNA. It is a transcript of the gene GFRA4, whose product is annotated as GDNF family receptor alpha 4. The transcript is spliced from 6 exons. Bases 1 to 933 code for a protein of 310 amino acids. Gene Ontology annotation, molecular function: glial cell-derived neurotrophic factor receptor activity. Lineage: Eukaryota; Metazoa; Chordata; Mammalia; Chiroptera; Hipposideridae. Gene Ontology annotation, biological process: nervous system development. The record is from RefSeq and is a predicted model, not a curated record. Gene Ontology annotation, cellular component: signaling receptor complex; external side of plasma membrane.
AUGGUGCGUGAGGAGGAUGGGCCUCAGCCUCUGGGGGAGCCUCGGUGUGCCCCAAACAUCCCUGACGUGUUGCAGGACUCCCCAGAGCCCACGGCCGCCCAUCCCCGCGACGGAAGGCCGGUACUUGUGGAGCCCACCAAGAACUGCAGCCUGCCCGUCCCUUCACCAGGGUCGCCGAGCUUAGCCUCACAGAACCGAUGCGUGGAUGCGGCCGAGGCAUGCACGGCGGACACGCGGUGCCAGCGGCUGCGCACAGAGUACGUGGCGCAGUGCCUGGGUCCCGCCCCGCCUGGGGGUUGCCACCGCGCCCGCUGCCGCCGCGCCCUGCGCCGCUUCUUUGCCCGCGGGCCUCCCGCAAUCACCCACGCGCUGCUAUUCUGCCCGUGCGGCAGCCCCGAGUGCGCCGAGCGCCGGCGCCAGACCUUCGUGCCCGCCUGUGCCUUCUCGGCGCCCGGCCAGGCGCCGCCCUCCUGCCUCGCGCCCUUAGACGCCUGCGAGCACAGCCGGGUCUGCAGGCCCCGCCUCCUGGCCUUCCAGGCCUUCUGCUCGCCUGCCCCCAGCGCCCCCGACGGCUGCCCGCCAGACCAGGCUCCUAACUGCCUGCGCGCCUACGCGGGCCUCGUGGGCACCGCGGUCACCCCCAACUACCUGAACAACGCGAGCGCGCGUGUGGCGCCCUGGUGCGACUGCGGCGUCAGCGGAAACCGGCAGGAGGAGUGCGAAGCUUUCCGGGGGCUCUUUACAAGGAACCGCUGUUUGGAUGGUGCCAUACAGGCCUUCGGCAGUGGCUGGCCCCCAGUCCUGCAGGACCAGCUGGAGUCCCACCAGGACCUUGAGCACAGACUCCUGCAGGUGUCCUCUGCAGACCGGCCCCUGGAGGGCUGCUCCACACCCUCCAUGCUCCUCGCCCUGGCUCUUCAGCCCCUGCUCUGACUAGAACAGCAAACCUUGGACAACACAGCCGACUGUCCCACCCUGCUCGGGGUACACGGCCACUUCUGUGGCCUGCUACCCCACUGAAAGAUUGGCUUCCC